Messenger RNA from Anas platyrhynchos (mallard), 1647 nucleotides. The record is from RefSeq and is a predicted model, not a curated record. Lineage: Eukaryota; Metazoa; Chordata; Aves; Anseriformes; Anatidae.
GCCGGCUCCCCGCACCGCCCCGAGGGAGCGGGGGCAGCUGCGGGGCUCGGCGAGGCUCCGGAAGGGAUUGGGCGGGUGGGGGGCGGGGGGGGGUCGUGAAGGUUCUGGAAAGGGCUCGGGGCGCGGAGCGUUGGGGCGGCUGCGGAGCCAUGGGGCCGGGGCUGUGGGCGGCGGUGCUGGCCCUGGGGCUGGGGCUGGAGGCGGCGUGGGCUCAGCCCAUCUUCCCCAGCAUCACCAACAGGCCGUUCAUCAGGGAGUGCGUGAGGGUCCACAACGAGUUCCGCCGCCAGGUCGUGCCCUCCGCCAGCAACAUGAGGCAAAUGAGCUGGGAUGCAGCUUUGGCAAGGACGGCCAGGGCAUGGGCAAAUAAAUGCGUUUUUAAAAGUAACACGUAUUUAAGUAAGAGAUAUCAGUGUCAUCCUACUUUUGAAUUUGUUGGAGAGAAUAUUUGGAUUGGAAGUUAUCAAAUAUUUGAUGUUCAGACUGCCGUUAGCACAUGGUAUAAGAAUAACAUAUUCUACAAUUUCUCACUGCACACGUGUAUUAAGAAUUGCGAUCGUUACAUUCAGGUUGUUUGGGACAAGUCAUACAAACUAGGCUGUGCUGUUGUUUUUUGUGAGGAAGUUGGAGGAAUAAGAAAUGCAGCAAAUUUUAUUUGCAACUAUGCACCAGUUGGUAAUUUUCUAAGAAGACCAUAUAAAGAAGGAGUACCAUGUAGUGGAUGUUCAGAAGGGGACAUCUGUAGAUAUAAAUUGUGUAAAAAUGCAGAACGUGAUAAAAUUGUCUAUUACUCAAGAUGGCAUCCAGCCUUGGGAGUUCAGAAUUGUAUGUGAUGAGGCUUGCAUCGUGCUUAUAGUUUUAAGAGCAUGGUUCAUGUUUCUUGGUUUAUUAAUUGCUUUUUUAAUCAAAAAGAAUUUUCCAGACAUGGCUACGUCCAUAUAACUGUAUUUGAAAUACAUACUAUGUUCUGAAGAUAAUCUCUAAUGAAUUAAGCAAAAAUCUUUUUGCCAUAACUUUAAAGACAGCUUUCUUUUCAAGUAAUUUUGUUACUACUUUAUUCUGUUUAUAAAAAGAUAACAUGCUAUAAAACUGAACAUACUUGUAGGUAAGACCCAUGCUGGGAAAACAUUAAGCUAAAGAUGGCAUCUGAUAAGAUCUGAGGUAUUGUUUUUAAUUACCAAAUUUACAUAUUCAACUGAAUUUAAUUACCACAUUUGCAUAGUAUAUUCCUGGAAUUCAAGGAGAAAAUUACUUAUCAGUUAAAUAACUGUUACGAUUCAUCCUAAGCCAAUAUUUGAAGUGACAAUUGCUGAAUUUGGAUGCUGAGAGGAAGUACAUCAUAUUAUGUACUCAGUCCUAUUUCCUAGAGUGACAGAAUGUUCCAACUAAAAUAUAUAAAGUAAGAAGGUUCUGUAGAAACAGUUCUUUAGAAAUCUUGAUGUUUAACAAGUUAGUACAAUCUGGUUUUUAUUCAGUAAUGUAUUUAUUGUUCCUCCUUCAAAAUAAAAUGCCAAACCUUGUGUUUCAUUUGUAAACCUUUUAUUUUAUUUGUUUUAACCUGUACUGUUACUUAUGCAUAAAGUAUUUCCUGUUCUGUAAGUGUUCUAAAUUUUUAAUAAUAAAUUUUCUGUUAUUUUUUUCUGGAAA